This is a messenger RNA of Momordica charantia (bitter melon), 1847 nucleotides long. RefSeq names its product RPM1-interacting protein 4. Gene Ontology annotation, cellular component: plasma membrane. Lineage: Eukaryota; Viridiplantae; Streptophyta; Magnoliopsida; Cucurbitales; Cucurbitaceae. The record is from RefSeq and is a predicted model, not a curated record.
GUGCUCCAGUUGUCAAGUUCGUCGUUCUCAUUCGUCAUCUCCCUGACCUCAUCAAACUCCAUUUUUCGAUGCACAAAUUUUUUUCCUUUUUCUUUUUUCCUUUCUCCAAAGAUCCUGUGAAACAGUGAAAAGGAUAGAAAUCUUGCACCGGAAAGUGGAUUGAAAUGAAAAUGUUGCUUUCGGAUCGUUUUCUCGUCGCUAAUUUAUUUGAUUUCUGUUCGUCAAAAUCCUCCGUUAAAAAAAGGAAUGAAAAUUUGCAGAUCUGUGUUGGAAUUCUCAAUCAACUGAUUUCCAGAGGGAUUUCACAACUAAUUUGGAUUGUGCUCGCGGUCCUACUUCGAGAUCUUGACUUGAGAGUCAAAUCGUGUAGCUGGAGCCAGUCAAUAAUUUAAUGGAAGUUUGCUUUUCUUUAUUUAAUUGGUUUAUUAUUAUCAGUGAUAAUAUUUGGCCGUACGCUUUUGUCUGUUUCGGAUAAUUUUCGUUGUUUAACUUUUGCAGCGCAGGUGGGGACUUGGAAGAAGUUAAAAUAGCUUGCUCGAAUUCGUUCGGGAGUACGAUUUCUGGAUUUAAUCCUUGUCCGAAGGCUAAUGGCUGUUUUCUUUCUGAAUUUAAGAGAAGAAAUCGACCAAAAGUGCCGGAAGCAGCGGAGUUCACAAGUACCAGAAUUUGGAAAGUGGGAUAGUGGGGAAGAUGUCCCAUAUACAACCUAUUUUGACAAUGCAACAAAGGCUAAAAGCCAGAGGUUGAAUCCAAAUGAUCCAUCUGUUCACCGGGAGGAGAUUUCAGACACAGUAAGGUCAAACUAUGAGCAACAGAAAAUCGGAGAAGGUGGUGUUGUAAGGAGGCAAACUGAGUCUCCAUUGCACCGUGAUGCUUUAGAAUUGCGUGGUCGGGAUUAUGACGGUAUAAAAUCAGUGAAAAGUCAGGGUCAACAACCGUUAAGGCCAAUUCAUGUGCAAGAAGAUUUGAGCCCAGAAGACGGUAACAUGAAAAGACAUCCCAAUCCUCCUUUGGACCGUCAAAGAACUGGCCAGGUUAGCUUUAACUCGCCUCUUCAUCGACGUCAGGGCAAUAACACCACCAGUAGUUCAUCUAAAAGGACCGUGGGAAAUAGCACAGGUUCUGACUGCAGCAUAGAAAAUUCACCUCUCCAUCCACGACAACAUCCAAGGACUGAAGGUAAAAGUGCUGUACCAUCUUCGCCAUUACGGGAAAUAAGGGGUUCAAUUUCACCAAAAGGGGGUAAUCGUGAUGGUUUAGCUCCCUCGACUCCUGUAAGAUCACGUCAACGAUCAGCUACUCGGGGCAACGAAACUCCUGAUCGGAGUGCUACCGUCCCAAAAUUCGGUGACUGGGACGAGAGCGAUCCAACAUCAUCUGAGAACUACACAAACAUUUUCACCAAAGUGCGCGAGGAGAGAACCGGGGAAGGAAGUUUUCCAGCUGGGACUAAUGUUUCUCAUUCCAACAGUCACAACCGUUCUGGUGCUGAAAAUUCCAAGAGAUGUUGCUGUUUUCCGUGGGGGAAAUGACUGGGAAGGAACAAUACUGACCUACGUCCUGGUCGGCCAAGAGUUCCUGCUACUAAUUCUUUAACGUGGUGUAUUUUUAUUGCUCUAUUUUUAUUGCAUAAAUAGAUUUUAUUAAAGUUUUGUAGCCAAAGUAUCUUUCUUUAAUUUUCCCGGUGGAAAGGUAAGGCUUUAUUGGGUAUAUGCUCUGAAUGCACAUUCUUUUUUUUUUUCUAAUACAACAAAUUGGAUUGGAGUAUGGAAGUUCGAACUUUCAACCUGUUGGAGAGGUGUAGGUACGAAUUACUUCUAAGCUAUAUUCAUAUAUUUUUUUUCUUU